Opisthorchis viverrini is the source of this 708-nucleotide messenger RNA. RefSeq lists its product as hypothetical. Gene Ontology annotation, biological process: signal transduction. The annotation marks the transcript as partial. The transcript has 3 exons. Gene Ontology annotation, cellular component: cytoplasm. The record is from RefSeq and is a predicted model, not a curated record. NCBI's taxonomy places the organism in Eukaryota, Metazoa, Platyhelminthes, Trematoda, Opisthorchiida, Opisthorchiidae.
AUGGGAAAUCGUGAUGAUCUUCUCUAUCGCACAAAAAUAGCCGAGCAAACUGAACGUUACGAUGAGAUGGUCACUUCUAUUCAGAAAUUAGUGAAGCUGGGCGUCGAGCUGACUCCUGAGGAAAGGAACCUGUUUUCUCUGGCUCACAAAAACCUUAUUGCACCAAAAAGAGCAGCCCUGCGUGUAGUCAAUGCAGCAACUGAGAAGGAUGAAGCAACUCACUCACCGUUUCUUGUAUACGAUAAAAUGUUCCAAAAGCAAAUUGAGACGGAAAUGCGGAAUAUUGCGCAUGCCAUAAUAGGGUUAUCUCAAAACACACUCAUUAAACCAGACACUCCAGUUGAAUCAAAGGUCUUCUACCUGAAAUUGAAAGCGGACUAUUUCCGCUACUUGGCAGAGUUCGAAGAAGGAAACGAUAAGAACGAUGCUGCUGAAUACAGCCUAGAAGCUUACAAAGAAGCAUACGAACUAGCUUGCACUGUACUGCCACCAACACAUCCAAUCCGUCUAGGCGUUGCUCUAAAUUUUGCAGUAUUUUAUUACGAAAUAAUAAAUUCAGCUGAUCGUGCCUGUAAGCUAGCAAAGCAAGCUUUCGAUGAUGCCAUCGCGGAACUGGAUAACAUUUCCGAAGAGAGCUAUAAAGAUUCAACCUUGAUAAUGCAGCUUUUGCGAGAUAAUCUGACCUUAUGGAUAACCGACAUGCAGAAA